AUGACGUCUUCUUCUAACGAGGCGCCAGUGCUGGAGUCGGCCUGUGAUCGCGUGAGCGUAGGGCUGCGCAUCCGACCGCUGAAUUCGAUAGAACUGGAAUCAAAAUCAGUGGCUGUCAUGGUCGAGGAAGCUGGUUUGAAGGUUGUGCAGCUUAAUGAUGUGGGGAAAGAUCGAAUGUCUGAGCACAGCUACGAUGCCGUGUUUGGACCGGCGGUGAGUACAGCACGUGUCUACCAAUCGAUUGCUUCACCGCUUGUACAAAACACUCUCGACGGCUACAACUCUACGAUAUUUGCAUAUGGUCAAACUUCUUCGGGGAAAACGCACACAAUGGUUGGUAGCGAUGCCGACCCAGGUGUACUGAAACUUUCUAUGAAAGAAAUAUUUGGCAACCUUGAAUCCAAGAUUGCAUCGAACGAGAGCCUUGUGCGAGUAUCAUACCUUGAACUCUACAAUGAAGAGAUUCGUGACCUCUUGCGCCCAAGGGAAGGAACGAAACACCAAAUUACAGAAGAUCCGACGCGUGGCCCUGUGGUGAAUGACCUG
Messenger RNA from Aureococcus anophagefferens, 546 nucleotides. RefSeq lists its product as hypothetical. Gene Ontology annotation, biological process: microtubule-based movement. Gene Ontology annotation, molecular function: ATP binding; microtubule motor activity; microtubule binding. The record is from RefSeq and is a predicted model, not a curated record. The annotation marks the transcript as partial. NCBI's taxonomy places the organism in Eukaryota, Pelagophyceae, Pelagomonadales, Pelagomonadaceae. The transcript has 2 exons.